Molecule: messenger RNA, 1138 nt
Organism: Durusdinium trenchii
Lineage: Eukaryota; Dinophyceae; Suessiales; Symbiodiniaceae
Source: the annotation of a GenBank genome assembly
AUGGAAGCUGUGUGCCGAGGCUUCGCUGCCGUGCUGAAGCCGCAGCUGGGGCAGGUGCUCCGAAACCGUGGCGAGCUGGCGGAGGCCGAGGCGGUGUGGCGCCGAGUCUUGGAGGCCCGAGAGGCGAAGUGGGGAGCGAAGGACGAAGAGACCUUGGUGACGUUCAACAAUCUAGCGGCCGUCCUGUAUCACCAGGGCAAGUAUGAGGAGGCCGAGCCGCUUUAUCGCAGAGCUUUGGAAGGAAGUGUGGUUCCCGAAGUCUUCACGCAGCUCAACAAUUUAGCGUUUCUGCUGCAUGAACAGGGCAAGUAUGAGGAGUCUGAAGCGCUUUGUCGCAGAGCGCUAGAAGGACGCGAGGCUUAUUUUGGAGCCCGGCACCCCCUGACCCUCAUGUCUACCACCAACUUGGGGGCGCUGCUGUGUGAUCAAGGAAAACUGGACGAGUCGGAGGUGCUCUUGCACCGAGCGGUGGAAGGUGAGGAAGCCCAGCAGGGCAGCCAUCAUCCCGAGACGCUCCGCUCGGUCUUCCGCCUGGCCCGCCUCCGCGUUGCUCAAGGGCGGUUGGAGGAGGGCGAGGUGCACUUCCGCCGGGCGAUGGAAGGCUUUGAAACCCAGUUGGGAGUCAGACAUCAGUGGACACUCGACGCAAUCUUGGGUCUUGCGAAGCUCUUGGAGGCGAAAGGUUCCGAGGAGGCCAGCUGGCGGGGGUCCAGCAGCUCUUCAGUCUCUUCGGCCCUGUGUUCUUUCGGAUGCUUCGUUUCUUCUAAAAUGCAUCCGAUUGCUUUCCGGUCCACCCACUUGUGGUUUUCCGAAGCUUGGAGCGUCCUCUCAAAAUCACUCUCGCCACUUGGUUUCAAGGCACACAAGCUCUACCAACGGCAGUUGGACGCCUUGAAGGAGUUGCAUGGCCCUGACCAUGCACAGACCUGCGAAUGCCGUGAACGCCUGGAACACCUGCGUGGAAACAAGCGACAAGAAGAUCCAACAGCUGAGGCCAUGAUGCCAGAUUCAGCUGAUCAGUGAGCUGCAUUUUCUUGCACAUCGAUGCAUUCCGCAAGAUCUGUGGGAUCCAGUCUCACUUGCGAAUCCACAUGAGACCCUCCUGAGAGCUCAAGUGAAAAGCGUUUGAAGCUCCUCA